Messenger RNA from Coffea arabica (coffee), 2198 nucleotides. Lineage: Eukaryota; Viridiplantae; Streptophyta; Magnoliopsida; Gentianales; Rubiaceae. The record is from RefSeq and is a predicted model, not a curated record.
GAAGAGGGGGUUGGGUUGGAGUCAGGAGGCUCACUUAAGUAUUGGCAUGUGGUGAUAUAAAUAUCUCAGGUUAAGUAAAUUAGCUGACUGAAACACUUUUCAAAGGCUAGUUGCUUGAGGAUCAUUCCAUUUUGGGAAAAUCAACUCUGAUAGAUCAUAGACCAGCAGUCAUUUCAUGGGGUCACAUUUGAACAUGACAUAUCCUCUUACUUCCUGCUCGUGAUUUAGUUCAAUUAACGGCUCAUUGCGUCUCCAAUGAUGGUCAAUUCAAUAUCAGUCGAUCGUGCUCGUGUUGUUGUUUUGACAAUCACGAAUACGACAAAAUAACCUGAGAUGCCGUACUGGUCCGAUGUAUAUCCAUGGCCAUGUCAUCCACUGCACCUGGACGCUAGGAAACUUGGAUUGCGUACUUGGUCAUAUACUUGCAGCUUAUAAAACCCCAAGUCGGGAAUUAGAAGAAAAGGCAUACUCAGGUGGAAUCGGCUUAUAGACCAGCCGGAGAACGAGGAACAGAGAACUCCCAAGUCAAAUUCUGAUACCAAGAUUUUUGGGAAUAAAAAUGGUUGUGACAGAUUCAGAAAUGACAUCUCAUGGUAAUAAGGUUGAGUCUCCUCCAUUACAGUCAGAACAGCAGCAGCCCAAGAAUCAUGCAUUCGCAUCCCUUGGCAGUCAGUCGUCCAUCUAUUCGCUUACUCUGGAUGAGUUUCAAAACACCCUUUGCGAGAGUGGAAAGAAUUUUGGGUCGAUGAAUAUGGACGAGUUCUUGAAUAGCAUCUGGACAGCUGAGGAAAAUCAAGCUCAAGUCACUAGUGCGAUGGUAGUUGCAGCAGCAAAUACCAACCCCAAUCCUAAGCAAUUGUCCCAGCUGGGUGAAGCCAACGAUGCGCCGAUAGAUCAGAAGGGCAUCAUCACCAGGCAACUAAGCCUCCCAAGGCAAGGCUCUCUCACACUUCCGGGACCUUUAUCGCGGAAAACAGUCGAGGAGGUGUGGACGGAGAUUCACGAGUCUCAACAAGAACAUGAGCCCCCGACUAAUUGCACCAAUCCGCAAAAUACGGGCUCUUCUCAGCAGCGGCAGAUCACAUUUGGGGAAAUGACUCUGGAAGACUUUCUAGUCAGAGCAGGGGUGGUACGAGAACAGACUCAGCCACCGCCUUCGCCGUUGCCUCAGCAGCCGCAACAGCCCUACGGUGGUACUUUCUACCAAAAUAACAAUACUAAUGUAAUGGGAACUGGCUUUGUGACGAGGCCUGUCAUUGGUGGCCCUGGUGGCAGUGCUAACGUUGUGGGCUACCAGCCGAUGCCACAAACGGGGGAUGCAUCUGCCGCGUAUCCCGGGAGCAUGAAGAGGGGCGGAGGUUAUGCGGCCCAGCCAACAGCGGCCUGUUUUGGCGGCAGAAUGGGAAAUGGAGGGAGUGGAGGCGGAUACGGGCAAGUGCAGGGAUUAGGAAUGGGUUCACCUGUGAGUCCAGUGUCAUCCGAGGGGUUGUGCGCCAAUCCGAUGGAUGGUGCAAACCCAUACGGGAUGGACGUGGGCGGAAUGAUAGGCAGCGGAGCAGGCGGAGGAAGGAAACGUAUCAUCGACGGUCCAAUAGAGAAGGUGGUGGAAAGGAGGCAGCGGAGGAUGAUAAAGAAUAGGGAAUCGGCCGCAAGAUCAAGAGCUAGAAAGCAGGCAUAUACCGUGGAACUGGAGGCUGAAUUGAACCAGCUGAAGGAAGAGAAUGGUCAUCUAAAGCAGGCUUUGGCCGAGCUUGAGAGAAAAAGAAGGCAGCAGCAGGUUGAAGAGUCCAAGAUGAAAGCUCAGACGAGGACGCAGCGAAACAACGAUAGAUUGAUGAGAACCAUCAGGAGGACCACCAGUUCUCCUUUCUGAACUCAGAAACAAAAGCGGCGUGGACCCGCAGCCGCUGAUAUAAUGUGCAGCUCAGAAGCCAUCAUAAGUUAAGCCGGGCCGCGUUGUCUUAAUAUUCAAUUAAUGCCUAGUAUUUCGAUGAUAAUUCGUGAUUAGGCUGCCUUCUUUUUUUUCAUAUAUUUAUAUAUAUAUUUCUCUCUUCCCCUGACCGGUUUUACUUCUUGGUACCAGAAAAUUGUUUGAGAUUUUAUACAUAUGCUUACUCUUGAAUUUGUUUGUGUGGAAUUCUUCUUCUGUAGUUUGUCGGCUGUAAAUAAUAAAUAUGAUUGAAUUAAAUUUUGUUUGA